Molecule: messenger RNA, 1187 nt
Organism: Suricata suricatta (meerkat)
Lineage: Eukaryota; Metazoa; Chordata; Mammalia; Carnivora; Herpestidae
Gene: AGTR2
Product: angiotensin II receptor type 2
Exons: 2
Coding region: 99-1187 (362 amino acids)
Biological process (GO): blood vessel diameter maintenance; G protein-coupled receptor signaling pathway; regulation of apoptotic process
Cellular component (GO): membrane
Molecular function (GO): angiotensin type II receptor activity
Source: RefSeq, a predicted model, not a curated record
GGGUGCACUUAGGAACUAGGCAAGCUGAUUUAUGAUAACUAAGUUUUAAACUUCAACAACCAAAGGCAUACGAAUUAGGAGCUGCUGAACCUUUCAGUAUGAAGGGCAACUUCACCCCUGCCGCCAUCAGCAAAAACAUUACCAACAGUCUUCACUUUGGACUCGUGAGCAUCGUUGGCAACCAGUCUACCUUUAACUGCUCACAUAAACCAUCAGAUAAGCAUUUAGACGCAAUCCCUGUUCUCUACUAUAUCAUUUUUGUGGUUGGAUUUCUUGUCAAUACUAUUGUGGUGACACUGUUUUGUUGUCAGAAGGGCCCUAAAAAGGUGUCUAGCAUUUACAUCUUCAACCUGGCUGUGGCUGACUUGCUGCUUUUGGCUACUCUGCCUCUCUGGGCAACCUAUUAUUCUUACAGAUACGACUGGCUCUUUGGCCCCGUGAUGUGCAAAGUGUUCGGUUCCUUCCUGACCCUGAACAUGUUUGCCAGCAUUUUUUUUAUCACCUGCAUGAGUGUUGAUAGGUACCAAUCUGUUAUUUAUCCCUUUCUGUCUCAAAGAAGAAAUCCCUGGCAAGCAUCUUAUAUAGUUCCCCUGGUUUGGUGUAUGGCCUGUCUGUCCUCACUGCCAACAUUUUAUUUCCGAGACGUCCGAACCAUUGAAUAUUUAGGAGUCAAUGCUUGCAUUAUGGCUUUCCCGCCCGAGAAAUAUGCCCAAUGGUCAGCUGGCAUCGCCUUAAUGAAAAAUAUCCUUGGGUUUAUUAUCCCUUUAAUAUUCAUAGCGACAUGCUAUUUUGGCAUCAGAAAACACUUACUGAAGACCAAUAGCUACGGGAAGAACAGAAUAACUCGUGACCAAGUCCUAAAGAUGGCAGCUGCCGUCGUGCUGGCGUUCAUCAUUUGUUGGCUCCCCUUUCAUGUUCUGACCUUCCUGGACGCUCUGGCCUGGAUGGGUAUCAUUAAUAGCUGUGAAGUUAUAGCAGUCAUUGACCUGGCGCUUCCUUUUGCCAUCCUCUUGGGAUUCACCAACAGCUGCAUUAAUCCCUUUUUGUAUUGUUUUGUUGGUAACCGGUUCCAACAGAAGCUCCGCCGUGUGUUUAGGGUUCCAAUGACUUGGCUCCAAGGCAAGCGAGAGAGCGUGUCGUGCCGAAAAAGCAGUUCCCUUAGAGAAAUGGAGACCUUUGUGUCUUAA